Messenger RNA from Acipenser ruthenus (sterlet), 5578 nucleotides. RefSeq names its product activin receptor type-1B-like. Gene Ontology annotation, molecular function: ATP binding; activin receptor activity, type I; activin binding. The record is from RefSeq and is a predicted model, not a curated record. The transcript has 9 exons. Gene Ontology annotation, biological process: cellular response to growth factor stimulus; protein phosphorylation; nervous system development. The coding region runs from base 86 to 1609 and encodes 507 amino acids. Lineage: Eukaryota; Metazoa; Chordata; Actinopteri; Acipenseriformes; Acipenseridae. Gene Ontology annotation, cellular component: activin receptor complex; plasma membrane.
UAAUCGCGUCUCUGCCUGUCUGUGUGUGUUUGUGUUGGAGGUCUGGUUCAGGCUGCCUUGUCAGCUUCACACUUUGUAUGUAUCAAUGCAGGGCAAUGGGCAUCUUGCAAACAUGGCUAAGAACGCAACCGCUUUCACGAUCGUGUUGUGGGCUGUGCUGCUUGGGACCUGCACCGGCCUGAGAUGUAACUGCACGCAAUGCGACAGGACGGAUUUCCAGUGCGAAACGGACGGGGCGUGCAUGGCCUCCACCUCCUACAUCAACGGGGUAGAGCACCACGUGCGCAUGUGCAUCCCAGCCAGGGAGCUGGAGCCUGCCGGCCAGCCCAUCUACUGCCUGAGCGCCAAGGACCUGCGAAACACCCACUGCUGCUACACGGACUUCUGCAACAACGUGGACCCGGGCCGGCCCAGCGGCACCCCCAGUGGGUUUGGCUACACGCCCUCCGGCUGGGGCCCGGUGGAGCUGGCCGUGGUGAUCGCCGGCCCUGUGUUCCUGCUCUGCGUGAUCCUCAUCGUGGCCGUCUUCCUGUUCCAGCACCACCAGCGCGUUUACCACAACCGGCAGCGACUCGAGGCGGAGGAGCCCUCCUGCGACCACCUGUACCUGGCCAAGGACAAGACCCUGCAGGACCUGAUCUUCGACCUGUCUACCUCGGGGUCCGGCUCCGGCCUCCCCCUGUUUGUGCAGCGCACAGUGGCCCGGACCAUCGUUCUGCAGGAGAUCAUAGGGAAGGGUCGCUUCGGGGAGGUGUGGAGAGGGAAGUGGCGCGGAGGCGACGUGGCCGUGAAGAUCUUCUCCUCCCGGGAGGAGCGCUCCUGGUUCAGAGAGGCUGAGAUCUACCAGACCAUCAUGCUGCGGCACGAGAACAUCCUGGGCUUCAUCGCCGCCGACAACAAGGACAACGGGACCUGGACUCAGCUGUGGCUGGUGUCAGACUACCAUGAGUACGGCUCCCUCUUUGACUACCUGAACCGCUACUCCGUGACCAUUGAGGGCAUGAUCAAGCUGGCCCUGUCCGCAGCCAGUGGCCUGGCCCACCUGCACAUGGAGAUCGUCGGCACGCAAGGUAAGCCUGGUAUUGCACACAGAGACCUGAAGUCCAAGAACAUCCUGGUGAAGAAGAACGGCAUGUGUGCCAUCGCGGACCUGGGGCUGGCAGUGCGGCACGACUCUGUGACCGACACCAUCGACAUCGCACCCAACCAGCGCGUCGGCACCAAGAGGUACAUGGCCCCUGAGGUUCUGGACGAGACGAUCAACAUGAAGCACUUCGACUCGUUCAAGUGUGCGGAUAUCUACGCUCUGGGCCUGGUCUACUGGGAGAUCGCUCGCCGGUGCAGUGCGGGAGGAAUCCAUGAAGAGUACCAGCUCCCAUACUACGAGCUGGUGCCCUCUGACCCCUCCAUCGAAGAGAUGCGCAAGGUCGUGUGUGACCAGAAACUGCGGCCCACCGUUCCCAACUGGUGGCAGAGCUACGAGGCGCUGAAGGUGAUGGGGAAGAUCAUGAGGGAGUGCUGGUACUCGAAUGGGGCGGCCAGACUCACGGCUCUGCGGAUCAAGAAGACCCUCUCCCACCUCAGCGUUCUGGAAGACGUCAAGAUCUGAACGACCAACGAAAACCAGACAAAAAAUCACCCAAACAAAAAAAAAAUAGCACGACGAAACAAAAAUAAAACCUGCCAGUCAAGCCACAAGAGACAAAGGCCUACCUCACCUUUUUAGCCGAAACUACUGAUAUUUUUAAAAAACGUUCCCCCCCCUCUGUCCACUGUUCCCUCUGACCAAGGACUGGGUAAGCCGGACUGAAACUCGUGGUUCUGUUGGCAGUUAAAAAAAGUGUACAGUUUUGUGACACAAAUAUCACACAGACAAACUGACUAAUGUGCAAUGUAUUUGACCCACUAAACACCUGUGUGUGUAAAUGAUGUGAACGAGGACAAGGAUGUGAUAUUUCAUUAUCUUUAAAAUAAUAUUUUAGGCUGUUCAGCCACGCUGUAACUAGAGCUAAUGUGAAAUCUGUGAAUUGAGGGGGGGAGAGGGAGGGACGGAGGGGUGUUUAUAGCAAGCGUUAGCAAACAGAACGUUACUGUCUUCUCUUUCUUUCAAACCCACCACUGUCAGAUUUCAGUAAAUGUGCUUUUAGAAGAAGCCUCCGUCCCUGUUGGGGUUUUUGUUUUGUUUUAUUUCUGUUUACCUGCGUUUUGAAGGCUUUCAAUUCGUUUUCUGGGGAACUAUAAAAAGGAAUCUGCACGGACUCCCAGCACCCCGAACCCUAACCCUGGUCGAACGCUAGCGCUUCCACGAGGUGCCCGGCUGGGUUUUUAACUUUGUCAAUCCCACUUUGGUGGCUUCAUACGUCUGCUUUCUUGUUGUUGUUCAUGGAAUGUCUUGAAAUUGCAGCUUGCAAGGAUCUGAAAGGGAAAUGUGAUUUUUGUUUUGUUUGCACACCUUUUAAUUUGCAGAGGGCAGCGGUACUGGUAAGAAAUGAUUCUGCGAUUCACGAUGCCUCCCUUUCCUCUGCUCUGAAUACACUUGAAUUGUCUUUGUAAAUUAACAGAGAGAACUCGCUUUGACUGUUUAAAAGGGAAGACUUCAUCUUAAAGGCAGUUAAUGUAGACAAAUUGAACUCAAACUGCAAAACAAACCAUCUAACAAGCCAUAACCGUGGAUCAGAUUGCAGUCGUUUGAGGAGGGAAGGGCAUGUUUUUAAUGUAUUUUAUUUUUGUAAGUUGUAAUAUAUGAAUACCUCGAAUCCUUUAUAGAGGAGUUACACUGGAUUGUCUCUUUGUUUCUUUGUACUGUUAUGUACGUUUUGAUGGCUGUAUAAUUAAUGAUUAUUACAAUUAAAUUGGGUUUCUUAGAAUCUGAUUUCUUCAUCUUGGCUGCAAAAGAGGAAACAAAGAAAGACAACUGCUAGAUGAAAUCAUUACUGACAGCAACCCUCUCAAAUGAUUUCUUCUGGAAUUGUGUGGAAAGUGCAUUUUUAUGCAUCUUUUUUCAACACAACCUGUGUUGAAAUGGCUUGUGGUGUUUUUUUUUUUUGUGUGUGUGUAUUUUGAUAUGUAUAGACACUGGUGUUGUGUUUUGUUAGCUGGAAAUCCCAAACUGCACUACUAAUAUAAACACUGUAUAUGCUGUGGUUUCAGUCUGAGCAGGACUGCUGGAGAUCACUGGAUGUGGUUACAGAUAUGUGGGGAUUGCCACAGGCUGAUCUGCUUUGCACUUUGAAUCACAGGUGCUGUUGGAGAAUCCUUUGCAUUGCAGAUUGCCUGAAGGCUGCUGAUCUGCAUGCUUUCAGGCUGUGUUCGGCUGCAGGUAUUCUCAGCACCGAUAGCGCUGAUCCUCAAAGCUUUUGGCCACGGGGUGCAUGUGUGCGUUUGGCAGGCAGUCAGGGGGGUUUCUGUGAUGUUUAACUGCUGAUUCCAAAAUGGGAAAUUUAAUUCAAAGGCUGAUUUAUCAAAUUGAAAAGGCAGAGCGAGCGACAGAGCACAGAGUAAGUAGAUUGUAAUCAGGGCCGGGGGCCAAUUCCUGUUCAAUUCAAAAUCCAUUCCCAAUUUCAAUUCUCAUUCCCUUUCAAUCAAUUCCAACACAUCAUUGAUCAAAACUGCAGUUAGCAGCAUUCUGUUAAAAUGAGCUUCUCACAGAGAGUGGCAACACGACUUCACUUGAAGUCCCUGUUAGUUGGUCAACUGAAAUUGGCUUGAAAUGAAAGCAGUUAAUCAAUCACAUGAAUUGUGUCCUAAAAUAUCAAUUCCAGUUCCUUCAGUGGAAUCGGAAUUGGGGAACCGAUUUUAAAAAGGAACUGGAAUUGAAAAGCAGACAUUGACCCAACCCUGGCUUCAGUCUCCCUCCCAAUACAGCUGCAUCGCAGUGUUCAGAUGCUGAUUCUGUAGCGCAUCGCAGGCACAGCAUUGAGGACCACAGACCUAUAGGAAGGCUGCUACCUGAUAAGCUGUCUGCAGUGCAGUGCAUGGUACCCCCACCUAAGCCCGUGGCCAGGUGUCUUCUGACCCUGUACAUAAAAGCAUGGUCAUGUUCAUUUUAGCACGAUUUCUGGAAGCGAUAGGCCUUUUUAUGCUUUUUUUGCCAGAUGUUCAGUUGACCAGAUUCAUAGCUUGCAUUGUCUGUAAGUAUUGGCAUGUAACUUCCCCCCUGUACUCUCUAAAUGUAAAAGUAUCUUUUUUUCUGGUAUUCAUGCUAAUAAGGCCCUAUCGCUCCUUCAGGGUACUGUAUUUAGACUGGGACUUAUUGUAAAUGUGUUUGUGUUUUUAAAAUUACCUAGCUGCUUUCUUUACCUGCCAAAAUAAGUAAAUUGAUGUAGUGUUAUUCCGGUCCACUAGGUGGAGCUGUAGUGCUUGAUGGUUUUUUUUUGUUUUUUUUUUGUUUUUUGUUUUGUUUUUUUUAAGCAUUUUGAUUUGAAGCACGCCAUGCUAUAUAUGGAGGGAUAUUGAGACUUGUUCGAUUGGGAUUUUGAUUUGGCGCACAUAGCCCUCUGAUGGCAAAAUGUUGCAAUUGCAGCCAGUAAUCUGGCCAUCUCAGAGAAUGUACCACAGAUACAGAAGUGACUCCAGACCCCAAACGUGUGCUGUUAUUUGGGUAUAUUCAAAUUCAGCCACAGUGGCAGGGUUUGAACCUUUGUUCAUUAGUAGCACAUAUAAAUAAUACAGCCUAAAUAAAUCAAAACGUACAUCUUAAAAUACUGUAGAAACCGAGUGUUUGGCUAAGGGCUGUGUUUUGCAGAGUGAUUUUUUUAAAAAAACGUAUUUAUUAUUUAUCAUUUUUAAUUCUAAACAACGGUUUUAGGACAGAGAUUUACUUCACAAAUUUAAGCUUAAAUAGUUUUGAUUUUGUGGGUCAAACAGUAAUUUUAAAAUACGACAAAUCAAACUGACAAUAUCACGAUUGAAACCUUUUAAUAUGAUCGCCCAGUAGUUUAUGUUGUUGUGUCUCGUAUUAUUCAAAACUGCUGCUGUGUAACUGUAGUCAAUGAGACCUCCUUUAGAGGUGCAGUUAGUUAACCUGGUACUGUACACACGCCAGAGUAGAUCGGCGCACGGCGCGUCUAUUCAAUGUCACAGCUAGGCAGGGAAAAGAGAAAUCACAUGGAGCCAGGUCCUUCAGGAUGCUCCCGCUCAGUGUCUUUCUAAACGCUAUGUGCAUUGAUACAGAGCAGUCCUGUUUCCCUGCCCUUCGCUCGGUGGUUUCAGGUCUCAGAGAAAUCACAUGGAGCCAGGUCCUUCAGGAUGCUUCCGCUCAGUGUCUUUCUAAACGCUAUGUGCAUUGAUACAGAGCAGUCCUGUUUCCCUGCCCUUCGCUCGGUGGUUUCAGGUCUCAGAGAAAUCACAUGGAGCCAGGUCCUUCAGGAUGCUUCCGCUCAGUGUCUUUCUAAACGCUAUGUGCAUUGAUACAGAGCAGUCCUGUUUCCCUGCCCUUCGCUCGGUGGUUUCAGGUCUCAGUCGCACACCUCCAUCUCACGAUAGGCAAUGUCGAUCAACAGAUUUGACCUCCUCCUCCUGUAUGCAAACAUGUAAAUACUGUUGUAAAAUAUUAAACCUUUUUUUGGUGAUGCUAACA